This is a messenger RNA of Entamoeba invadens IP1, 2070 nucleotides long. RefSeq lists its product as hypothetical. The record is from RefSeq and is a predicted model, not a curated record. NCBI's taxonomy places the organism in Eukaryota, Evosea, Mastigamoebida, Endamoebidae. The coding region runs from base 1 to 2070 and encodes 689 amino acids. The transcript has a single exon.
AUGUUCUAUUCAAUUUUUUUACUUGUUAUCGUUGUUUCCUCACAGACGACACCAUAUUGUGCCAAUGUAUUUGGAAAUUUGUGUGUGUUGUGUGUUGACGAUUACAUUUUAUCUGAGGACCAAAAGUCGUGCAUUUAUAAAAGAACAGUUGGCUGUGAGACAAUAAACAAUAAUAAAUGCACUUCAUGUUCAGAUGGUUACAAAUUUGAUUUUGACGGCCAGAAGUGUGUAAUUGGUGAUGAGUACUGUUUGUCUACAAAACAGUUAGACAACAAUGACGUUGUGUGCACUUCUUGUAUGUCGGGGACAACACUUUUGGACAGCAAAAAGUGUGUCAAUUGCACAUCCGAAAACAAAGGCUGUUCACAAGCAUCUGACAGUUGUUCUGACUGCGAUGUUUGUGAAUAUGGAUAUUACUUGGACAACACGACAUGUGUUCGAAUUCCAAAUUGUCAAGAAAAUGACCCUGAAAACGUCACAAAAUGCCAAACUUGUAUUGAUAUGUACAAUUACAGAGAUGACCAGUGCAUGUGGUGGAAUGUUCCAAAUUGUAUAAGUUAUAUCGAAAGAGGUGUCUGUGCCACAUGUGAAUAUGGGUAUACACAAGUCAGCACUAGUUGCGAAUAUGUUCCAUAUUGUACUCGAUUUGACACCUACGGCUGCACUUCAUGUGCAAAGGGAUAUGGACUUAACAACAAGAAUUGCACAAAAUGUGAAAAGGCUCUUUGCACUUCUUGUUAUUCAGACUAUUCACAAUGUGACGAAUGUGCAGAUGGAUAUACUCUUGUCAAUGGUCAAUGCAUGAAAUGUACAAUAAAUGGGUGUUUAAAAUGUGUUUCAGAGAAUCCAUAUAAAUGUCAAAUAUGUGCCGAUGGAUACACCACAGUUAAUGGUCAAUGCAUGAAAUGCGAAGUAAAUGGGUGUAAAAAGUGUGUUUCGGAAAACCCAUAUAAAUGCUAUGAAUGUGACUCGGAUAACGGCUACAAAAUGAUAAAAGACACACAACAGUGUUAUAAGUGCCCAGACCAUUGCACCGAGUGUUCUGAAAUCAUCAACUCGGUGCCAAUUUGCAGCGAAUGUGAAACAGGAUAUACUGUAUUUGAUAUGAAAUGUGCUGCAUGUAGUGAAGGGUGUAUGACUUGUAGCGGCGUUGCACUGGAGCAGUGCAGUCUUUGUAAAUAUGGUUAUCACCUUGAUGGUGUCAACAAAAAGUGUUACAAAUGCGCUGAAAAUUGUUUAAGUUGUCAAGCGGAGAGUACUGAUAUCUGUGAAAUGUGUGCGCAAGGCUAUGCGAUAGACAAUGGCAAAUGUAGAAAAUGUGAUUCUAACUGUAUUUCUUGUGAUUCAUCGGACUAUUCUAAAUGUCUAACAUGUAAAGAUGGAUACGUGUUGGUUAGUGAUAAAUGCCAAACAUGUGAUGAAUCGUGUCAAAUCUGCACUUCACCAAACGAUUACCGAGCCUGUGUUAAAUGUGCGAGUGGAUUUUACAAAGAUUCAAAUAAUAAGUGCAUCAAAUGCACAAAAGAAAAUUGCAAUGCCAUUAAUAAAGUUUCAAUCUAUAAUAUCGAAACCACUUGCAACAUCUGUUCUGACACAUGUGAUUACAAAAAACGAGACGAAAAUGGGUAUUCAUGUGGAGAGAUAUCGUUCUGUGACGUUUUUGAUACAACCAGAAAAGUGUGUGUUGAGUGCCAAAGGGGGUAUUAUCUCAAUGCGGAUUAUGAGUGCAAAAAGUGUUCAGAAGAGUGUUUGGAGUGUGUGAAUACCGAAAAGGAGUGUAAAGAGUAUUACAAAAAUGUUGAUAAUUGUGUGUUUUAUGAUGUCAAUCAUAAGUGCAAAACAUGUGAAAAUGAAUACAAAAUGGAGAAUGGUGUAUGUGUGAAAGCAGGAGAUUGUGUAACAAGAAACGAUGAAGGAAUGUGUGUCGUUUGCGAAAAUCAGAAAAUUGUUGGUGAUGAUAACAAAUACCCAGCAGAAUACAAUGGGACUUGUAGUCGAGAGGAACACGUUGUUAACAAUUCUCAAAGUAUUUUCACAAUACUUCUAUUUGCCGUUUUCUUGAUUAUCUAA